AUGACUGACCUUAUAUUUCUGCUUUAUAACCAGAAAAUGUUGAAAGUGUCAUUUGAAAGCAGUAUUAGUGCAAUAAUGAACAUAUGCGUCUUUACUGAUAUUGAAAAGAAAGUAAGUCCAACAUAUGUUGACAAUGCACGAGCACAGCUGAUGAAGGACCUACCAUAUCACCUAAAAAAAGAUGUUGAUAAUGAGCUCCGUAAACAUAAUUAUCAUUACCUUCCAACACUUAGGGCAUUACAGAACAACAAAAAGUUGAAUAGACGCAAGACAAAGAGGACAAGUCCAUUAAAGCAGAGAGAUUUAGAUGACAUAUUUAUAAAGGAGCUAUGCUAUGUAGGGAUGGAAGUCCAAAUCAAAGAGCAUCUUGUGAAGAAAGAGGAAAACAAAAGAAGAGCAUUUCUAUGGAUGCUUGUUUUACAUGCUGUCCAGAGUCAAAGACAUGGGGGAAAAACAUCAUCCCAGCACUAUCAUUAUUAUCUUGUAUGCAAUGCUAAGAAAAAUGGUCAGCUUAAAGAAUGUCCGUGUUGCUAUGACGAUGAGGUCUUAGAGGAAGAUAUGGACACAUGCAGUGCUGAUGAUACACAUAAAGUCUGCAAUACAUGCAUUAGAAGAUUCCAAAGCAUUUAGCUGAUAAGCCACCACACCCAGCAGUCUUCCCCAACCCACAGCCACCUCCUGCACACCAGCGACGACCACAUCAGCUACCACCACAUCAGCAAAGAAUUCCUGGACAGCCAUUUGCACUUCAACACUUGAUGCGUCGAAGAUUCUUAGCUUUUCCUCCUCCUCCUGCUCACCUGCAGCAGCCACCACCUGCCCACCAGCAAGUCCAUCCUGCACAACUCAUGGUUGUACGCGAAGUGAACAGGCUGCAUCACCACCACCAUCACCACCACCAUCACCACCACCAUCAUCAGCAAGCUUUAGGGUUUCAAGCUAUGGAUCCCCAGCAGCCACAGCAAAACCAGCCCAUGAGGGAAGAUCCUGUUGGUCCCAGGAAUGAGGUAAAUGCUAUAAUGCAGGCAUUCAUGGGGGAACCAGGAUACCCUCAACCUGCACCACCCCAGCAGCCAGAGCCCCUACAUCGUGUGGGGAGAGAUGACCUGGUGAAUGAUUUUAUGAUAGAGGAUGUGGGAGUUCAAGCAGGAGAGGUAGCUAAUCCUGCUGCUCAUCAGAGACGGAAUCAAGAGGUUCAUGGAGAUCUUCAGCAGCAACAGCAGCAGCAACAGCAGCAGCAGCUACAACAGCAGCAACAGCUACAGCAGCAGCAGCAAUACGAACAAGAAAGAAUACAGAUCCAGCCUGAAAAUCCAGGCAACCAAAAUCAGCAGAUCCAGCAUGUGCAGCAUGAGAAUCCUCUUUUCUUAGGCACAGAUGAAUUAAUGAACAUCUUCGGUAAACUAUGAUACUUAAUAAAUGAUAGCUCAAGUGAUCACUUAUUUAUUUAUUAAUAUUUGACAACCUUUAAUUCAUCUGAAUUCAAAUUAUUUUAUAGAUAGAGGGUAUAUGGUUAUUAUUUUCAUUAUUCAUAUUUUAAUUGCAAGGUUGUUUUGGAAAAAAAUACUAUUGUAUUGGAUAUGGUUGAACAUAAUGCGUAUCAUCUUAUUAUAUUUCCUUAGAACAAAUUAUUAUAUUACUACUUGACACAAGGAUUAGUCAAAAAGUUUCCAGAUUCUCUAAACCUUGCUAUUAUUUUUAAAUGAAGAUUCUGGUAAUCUUCAACAAAAGCCUUCUAAAGCCUAGUCUCCAUGUUCGUAAUAUACUGUGCCACUGCACCUUCAAGGUUCUGAAAUCUCCAUACAUGAAGCUCUGCUUUAGUCUUAGGGAACAUAGAGAAGAUUUUGCUGCAUCAGGUGUACACUGUUUAGAGAUGAUGGUCAUGUCUGUCAAAGGCUGCAUAUCACCACAUGUAGAUGCUGACAGUGCAGGAAGAACCUAAUUUCACCAUGAUUGCAACUGCAUACUUGUCUCAUACAGGAUUUUUUUCUGACCCAUCCUCAUAUUUCUAUGUCUCAUGUGAACAAGAUCUGGGGAUGAUGUUUUUUAUUUAUUUAUUAUUUUAUUAUUUUUUUGCAAUGGCCUUUUAUCACCUUAGGGCAAGAUUAUGGAUAAAGGCCUGUAUUUUGCUGCCAAUUGCUAUGCAUUUCCUCCAUACUUUGUCCUGUUCCAUUAACAGUCCUUAACUGUUUUUGCCCAGCAAAGGUGCCAGCACUCAAUAUAUUACGCUCAUUUAUACCAUAACUUACUUAAUCAUAGCCAAGCAACAUUAAUUAGACCUGACCUAACAAUGUAAUAUUAAUGUAAAUUUGAUGUAAUCCCAGUGCAGACUAGCUUGAACAAACUUUACCAAAGGAAAUAAACCAUAUCAAACCAAAUGAAACCCAUCAUAUCCCAAACGAAACCUCAGGAGCACAGUACAAAUAGUCAAUUGACAUUGAAGUACAGGCCCAGUCUCAAUAUCUACAAAAAGAUGCCAACACAUAUUCAUCAUGUCUUGUUUAUCCUGACAAAUACAAAAAAAAAAAAAAUAUUUUUUAUGGAUGUGAUUUCUAUGCAAUGGGAAAAGUUCAUUUUUUUUGUACAGUGUGGUCUUCAGUCUGUAUGAACUUUAUCUGACCCUUAGACCUCCUCAUGAUGUAGAAAAAUUGAGGCUGACAAAAUAUUAUUC
Penaeus vannamei (Pacific white shrimp) is the source of this 2671-nucleotide messenger RNA. NCBI's taxonomy places the organism in Eukaryota, Metazoa, Arthropoda, Malacostraca, Decapoda, Penaeidae. The record is from RefSeq and is a predicted model, not a curated record.